Molecule: messenger RNA, 2121 nt
Organism: Maylandia zebra (zebra mbuna)
Lineage: Eukaryota; Metazoa; Chordata; Actinopteri; Cichliformes; Cichlidae
Gene: kdelr2a
Product: KDEL endoplasmic reticulum protein retention receptor 2a
Biological process (GO): protein retention in ER lumen
Cellular component (GO): membrane
Molecular function (GO): ER lumen protein retrieval receptor activity
Source: RefSeq, a predicted model, not a curated record
CCCGCCCCCUUCCACGUCGACCUGCACUCUCGCCAUAUUUUCAAGCCCGUGAAUCCCGGUGUGUUGUGCCUCCAAGUUGAGCAGAAGAAUCUUUCACACCAGGCAGGAUCAAGCGUGACCCGUUUCAAAGUCCACGUUAGCUUCUCAGCUGUGUCUCUGUUAUUUUUCUUUUUGCAGCUAUGAACAUCUUCAGGCUCACAGGAGAUCUUUCUCAUCUGGCUGCUAUCAUCAUCCUGCUACUCAAAAUAUGGAAAAGCAGGUCGUGUGCAGGCAUCUCUGGAAAGAGCCAAAUUCUGUUUGCUCUUGUGUUCACCACACGUUACUUGGAUCUGUUCACCUCUUUCAUCUCCCUGUAUAACACAUGCAUGAAGCUGAUCUACAUCGGUUGCGCAUAUGCCACCGUAUACCUAAUCUACGCGAAGUUCAGGGCCACCUACGAUGGAAACCACGACAGUUUCAGAGUGGAGUUCCUGGUGGUUCCUGUCGGGGGUCUUUCUGUUCUCAUUAACCAUGACUUCUCUCCCCUGGAGAUCCUGUGGACGUUCUCCAUCUACCUGGAGUCUGUGGCAAUUCUGCCUCAGCUCUUCAUGAUCAGCAAGACCGGGGAGGCUGAGACGAUCACCACCCACUACCUGUUCUGCCUGGGGCUGUAUCGGGCCCUUUACCUCUUCAACUGGAUCUGGCGUUUCUACUUUGAGGGCUUCUUUGACAUGAUUGCCAUAGUGGCUGGGGUGGUCCAGACUGUCCUCUACUGCGACUUCUUCUAUCUUUAUGUCACCAAAGUGUUGAAAGGCAAGAAGCUGAGCCUGCCAGCGUAAAAAAGCAUGGAAGGAGACGGCGACUCCGAGCAGACUCAGGAGGUGUGGAGAGGAAGUCAUGGAUUCUCAUGACCUGUAGUAAAAGACGCCUGAGACAGAGAGCCAACUAUCGGGGGGAAAAAACACUAGUCUUCUUGAUGAUUACUGAUGGAACUGGUAAAUGCCAACAAACACCAGAGCUGAACAAAGAUCAGUCCAGAUCAACUAUUGGAUUUUUGUGUUCAGCAUCUUGCCUUAAGCUUUUUUUCAUUGCUGUUCAAAUAGGAGAAAAGGAUUUGGUUUUUUGUUUUUGUGCGUUUUUCCGCUACAUGUGAGGUGUAUGCGCUUUUUUUUUUUGCUUUUUUUUUUUUUUAAAGUUUUUUUUAAAAUUUUCUUUUUUUUCCUUUUUUUUUUAAAAUUUUUUAUUUUUUAUUUUUAUUUUUAAAAGAAAAACAUCAUCCAUGGUGGUCGACUUUGAUAAGUACCUUGUUUGACUUGGUAAUGAAAUGCACAAAAUGUACAGUCUUAUUAAAGCGUGAGAUAAAGAGUGAUGUAUCAGAGUGCCUGAUAAAGUUCUCACAGUUUCUCACAGUAUUUUUUUUUUUUAAUUCUUUUUACUUUUGCAUUUUUUUAAGGUAUGCAUAUCCUCUAAUACAUGUAUCAAGUUUUUUUUUUUCUGUAAUGUUUAAAGAGGUCAACAUAAUUUCGCACCAGCAUGCUCAUUAUUUUGUAAAACAUGGCUUUCUAAAUGAACAUUUUAACAGAAUUAAUGGUUUGAUCUUAAAUUCAAGAAGUAACCCAUGAAAUGAAUGACUUUAAUGCCAGCAAUCAUUUCAUGGCAGGUAUCAGUAUUUUCCCAAUGGUGGCUGUCUCGAAUAAGGAUGCUUGGUAACGGUUUUUCUUCUGCUAACUGUUCUUUGUUAUGUAGCUUCACACAGUCUUGAAUAAAUGCUGCAUCACAUUUCUAGAUGCCGACAGAGCACAAACUCUCACUGCACCCCGGCAACAAACUCAUGAAUGCCUUCCGGUGGCGACGCGCCAGUUACAUGGAUCCUGAAAUGUUGGGAAUGGGGACAAAACUAACAGCCACUUUUCCCACACUGGGGAUGCUUCCCUGUUUAUCCUCCAGCACAUUGUCACAUCUCAGUUGUUACCUGUAUGGCUCAGUUAUUAAGAAGGUGCGAUGGUCACCAACGGGUGCAUUGCUAAAAAGGCCUCUCGUUUCUUUUUAUAGUAGCGUUCCUAAAUAAUUCAUUUUAUUCUUCUUCUUUUUUUUUUUUUUUUGCAUGUUAUCACCUCCAUUAAAGAUUUUAUGAGAAUCAUA